UGCGCGUCGAGUCAUCAAAGUCAAAAGGCUCGCCAUUAUUUCCCAAUUAGUUCGGAGUCGCCCAGAGAUGAUCUAGGGUUGUUGUUUUCAGAGCGGGUAGCGGUGCAUGACGGGUAUUUUUCUCUGUUGGUACGGUACGUCUUCUCAAAAACACGCGUACAGGGCACACGCAGCGCAUAAACACGUUAGCGCUAUGGGGAGCUACAGUCGGGCCGUUCGGUGGUAAAAUGGCCGACCACACCAACCCACUACUCCAGUGCUCGCUGAAAAUUCGACGCGGCCGCAAGUGGAAAACGCGAUGGUGUGAAUUGACGAAACUCAGCCCCGUGUCCGAUCAAAUUGUCCUGAAAUUCUACAAGGGUCAGGACCAGCUGCUGUCGGGCAAAGAGAUCCGACGAGAGCAGAUUGUGCUCUCGGCGCAGAACUUCUGCGGGGUGGAAUCCUGCGUCCGACAUCCCAAGAACCCCUUCGUGUUGACCAUCAUCUGCCUGGAUCAGAUCGUCUUGCUCUCAUUUGCUUGCCACAAGGACCUCUUGACGUGGUUUGAGAAGACGUAUGUGACGCUAGGAAAUGCAGCCACUAAAUUCAAAUGCACGGUGGAGGUGCCCAAUGGCGGUCGUCUCCGGCCCGGCCCAGGCCUCCUCUAUUUCCAUGACAACCACUUUGCCAUUACUGACGAGGUGCCCUCUCGGCUGAUAGGCAGCUGGAGUCUGGCAAACCUCUCCCGAUAUGGAAUCAUCGAGGAGGGAUUCGCCUUCGAAGUCAGGUCAACCAGUAAAGAUGGGGGUGCAUUUGUCGUGAUCACGCAGCAUGCGGAAUCUCUUAAAUCCCACUUCGAUGCUGCCACCUGCAGCCCUUCCUCCAACAGGUGGUCUCAUGUAUCCAGCACGGUGUCCAUUCAUGAGGAGCUGGCCCCAAGGAGGAGAGACUUCUCAGAAGAGAUGCGUUGCCUGCUGGCAUCGAGCAGAAACAAUGACCAUCAGUCAGGUGGUAAUAGCCCCGGAGGCACGUACCCCUACCCAUCAGGUACAAACCCAACGCAAGUCAGGAGUCCCGCGAUGCUGGAACACUGUUCUAAUCGCAGGAACCAGCUGCAACGCAACCAGGCACUCGGCGGACGCUUUAUCGAGAUGAUUGAGAUGGACCAGUCCUGGGGGGUUGGAGGGGGCAGUAGCGGUAGCAGCAGUGGCAGCAGUGUUGAGACCAUCUUCAACACCUGCGACGGUCUCCGGUCCCCCAAGAAGACCACUCCCAUUCGGGAGCAGAACUACGAGGUCAUGGCCUCCUUUAAUCACCUGCGAGAGGCCGAGGAUUCCUCAAACGGGAACGCACCUCACAUAGGGGACCUUCACGAGGCCUGUGCAAUCUGUCAAGGUGGCAAGAAAUCCCAGAGUGGGGACAGUGAGCGGGAAGAGCAUGAAUAUGUUAAUCUACCCCCGCCCAAGAAUGGCAAACGGUCAAACCAACAGGGUCCAACGGAUGGGGAAAACCUCAAUAGGAGUCACGUGCAUGUACCUGCUUUGGAGACAAAACUGGAGAAAGCUGAAAAGCAGACACCAACGUUUGCUAGUAAUUCCGCACAUGCACGGUCGAUGAGCUUGCCACUUAACGAGGAUUAUUUACUCAUGAAAUAUCACGAGAGUGAGAACUCCAAACCUGCAGCCAGCAAGACGGGCAAAACCAGAAGCCUGUCAGUUCAACCUUCCAUGGAGCGCUCUGAUAACCUCCCCGCACCGUUUGAUGAUCUUCUGCCAGCAAGCACUUUGCAAGGCAUGCUGGAGGAUUUGCCCAAUACAGGGAAAAGGUCCCGCAACCGCUCAACUAGUAGAGACAUUCAGAGUGACAUUCCUGUUCCGUUCCAUCACGGGGACUUGGUGAAGCCUGUUGGACCCAUCGCAAUGCUCAGACUCAACAGUGUAUCCAGCAGCAGUAGCGAGUCAGUCAGUUCGGCGAGCGAAUCACUACUUGACGCUCAGAUCUCCCGUGGCGCAUCCUUCAGCCGGCCGCGGCAGUCGUCCGUUGGAGCCUCGUACCAGAGAGGUUUUGCCAAAAUCCACUCCCGCAGUCACGAUGAACGUUCCUCAUCCCCGCCCGUUGAUGUUGCGACGAUGAAAUUUCCGUCUCGAAAGUCUGAUCCUGAUUUCCAGAGGAUGCUUGGGCAAAGAGAUGAGGACUCUGAAACAUUUGUUUAUGCGAGGAAAGGAUCGAUAGAACGUAGACCAGAGAGUCCAAUAUCUAGCGCCCCGUCCGUCACAUCCUAUAUCACCAGAAGAAGGCAAUCGUUUCAGCGAGCUGAGAACUCAUUAGAUGAGACAAAGGGCCGGUCAUUGGAGGAUAAGUCUACCAUGAACGUUCAGAGACGGAAACGCUGCAAUACAGAUCCCUCUGUUGUGUUCACAACACCUGGUGAUGGCACAGCCUGGUGCCGUGAUCCUAAGGAUGAUGAGGAUGCCGAGGGCGAUGGUUAUCUCAUCAUGAAGCCAGUGUAUGAGGAGAAGCUCAAAAGAUUCCAGUCUCGCCAGCAGUCCAGCCCCGUGAUUCAGGCCAUGCCUCAGAGUCCCUUACACUCUGGGGAGAAGACCUCUUUCUUGCAGUCUAAACUGAAACGCUCGGCGACAGUGAGCGGGGAGGUGAGUGCACUCUCUCCGACGCGCUUCAGUCAGCGUACCAUGAGCCUGCGGGAGCGUCCCGCUCGGACUGCGGCAACCCCUCCGCGAGACCGGAAGUCCAGCAUGAGCUUCAUGGACCGCUUCCUGCGCAAGCGGGGUGGCUCCGAGGGUGCCGUCAAGCUGGAUAUAUCCCGGCCACGCCACAAGCACAACUAUGCUAGCAUCGACCCGGAGAAUGUAGCGCGGCGUGCUAGCCUGAAAUCUCGUAUGGAAAGCAUCGAUAACCCUGUGGAAGUGGACAUCCUAGAUGACGAGGAAUUCAGCGAAAGCCUUAACCAGUUCAUGACGGAGAACCCCCGCUCCCUGGCGGAUAACAGUGGCACAUCCUCAGCUCCUUCUAGUAUCCAAUACAACCAAAUUGAAGCCAACAGGAGACAGUCCAUGGGCCAAGACACCGGAAUCAAUUUCACUGCCGAUGUGGAUGCUGUGGUGUUCAGUGAGGAUCGGAAGGUAGAAAGCUCUAAUGAAUAUCUCAAUCUAUGACAAAAAGAAAAACUUUUGCUGCAAUUAUCUCUCACAUGGUAUCUGGUAUCUGUACUUGAAAUUGUUGUCUUAGAUAUCUGUGAGAAGAAAAUUAGUACUUUACAAUUUGAAAGAAUGUUGCAAGACACAAAACGUUCUUUCAAAGAGUUUGCUGUGUCAAAGCAACAGUUUGUGCAGUCGCUGCCGUCUUUGUGAGUCUUUGCUGACACAAAAACAACCAGCUCAGAAAAAGAUUCAUUACUUCAUUAAACUAAAAAGGCAAAAUUGGCAAUUUCUACUAAAAGAACCGUGUCAUGUCUAAGAUGCAUUCAUUAUAAAGAGUAGUAAUGAGUACAAUAUGGCAGUAUUUGUCGUGCUAGUUCAAGCUCCAAACAUUUGUAAAGUGGAAGAGGUAUCUGUAUUCAGUGUAUUGUCAGUUGUGAUUUUGGUGACCUACUUGUGUGUUAAAUAUGUACCACUUUUCUACAUCGUCAGAAUUUUUUUUCAGCACAAACCUGCAAAAGAAGUACAAGGUGUUAACAUGUGAUGGACCAAAAAAAGUGUUUUUGAUAAAGAGUGUGUCGAGUACAUGUAUGUUGUAUGGUGUAAGUAGUUAAAGAAUAGGGGAAAAUGGCACUUGUGUAAAAUGUACACAAUAUAUAUGAAUGACACGUGAUGUCGCAAGAUUGUAGUGAAAAAUAAUUAUUACUCGGAUUUCUAAGAUGAUUGUUGUCACAAAGGAUGCAUAAAAGGAAGCAGAAAGGUUAAACUUUUGAUUACCUACACGUGUAGUUAAUACGUUUGGAUGCAAAAUAUCCUUGUACUUUGAUAACAGUAUACAGUGGUCUUUUUAGUCCCAAUUUGGGGAUGUCUAGCCUGCUGCUGAUUCGGUCAACUUAUACAUAACGGAUUCCACGAUCCGCACAAAAUAUUCAUGAUGAAGUAUCCUCCUUUUCACACUUGCUAAAAGAAACCCGAACCUCAUUUCCAAAUGAUCUUCCAUUUGAAACAAAAGAAAAGAUCACAUUGCAGCAAUUUUUUUGUUACUGCUACCGGUGCCCACUUCCCCAUAAGCACGUUGGAACUCCAAGAAAUGUUGUGAAUAGAGGUUAUUCACAGACGCAAUGCACUAUAAUUAUGCAAGUGACAACAAAAAACACUUAUGCAGAUUAGCGCAAACACUUCUCUUCCUGAUUUGAAAACUAUAGCACGGAUCCGUUUUCUUCCUAGAAAGCAUUUCAAUGCAAACAUUUAUUUCAAGUCAUAUUCCAUGUUUGAUAAUGAAAUCGUGUUUACAAUGUUACAAUUGUGGAGUUUGAAAAGUAACUUGGCAUCCGCAGAAUUUUUUUUUUUUUUACCCACUCUCACAUUUGAAUUUAAAAUUGACCAAAGUGGGAUUUGAACCUUGUACUGCCGUACACAGUAUCAGGCAGUCUACCACCUGGGAGACAGAAAGCAUACAUGUACGGCUUUUAGUCUCCAAUGACAACAUUAAUGACUAUUUGAGUCUGAAUAUUUGCCAGACAUAUUCCCACGUACAAGCACUCCUUUUCUACUCUGUACUAUGUUAUGUAUUUCAGAUGUGUGUAGAUAUGCAAAAAUACACGCACUCCGUGAGCAAGGUCUAAAAUUAAAUGAAAUACAAACACUGUCAGCUGUUUUGAUUGAAUUCACGGAUAAAGCCGAUCAAACCAGAGGACUCUGGACUUCCUCUGUAUUCAAAUUGUUAUUCCCCGUUUUGGUAUAACUUUGCAAACAAUGGAAGUUUGUUAUUAAACGAUUCAUUUUAGGUGACUGCAAUUCUUGCACUUUGUUCGUAGAAAUAUGCAUAACAAACUUCUUUCUCGUCAAUUAAUACUGCUAGUGAGGGUUGGCAACUGGCCACGUUGGCAACUGGCAGGUAAUGGUAUCAGCUCUUGAAAAGCAAACUUGUUUGGUGUUUUGCUUGCAAAUUUGUGUGUAGCUCUUGGCCCUGCCUAUACACAGCGUUAUGGGGACGUUUUUCAUUGUUAGGGUAAUUAGGACCGAGUUAUGGGGACUUUCUGCUGUCCCCACACUGCCACAGCAUUUUCGGUCCCCACAAAUACCUCGUACAGACGAGUGUAUGUUCCCACAACUACGGAGCAAUUAAGACUUUCAGAACUGGUAAGAAAAUCAAGAACAGUUUUCAAGAUGAAGUGAAAAAAGGACUGGGAACAGAUUUUUCUAUGCUCACGUGACCCCAGAAUAUUGCUUUAUGGGAGUUGGAAUGGUAUCUAUGUUUAUACUGGUUGAUAUCGGGAACACAUUGGAAGUAAAGAGAGUAAUUUGAGGCAUCAGUGGGCAUUUCUUGUAGAGGUAGUCUAUAUAAGCACGAAGAGUUUAUUUCAAAGGCAGUAUUUAUCAGACUCUGGAAGCAAACUCUUCUCAUGGCUCAUUCUUGUCUAAACCUUUCAACAAGAACAUUAUGAUCUUUAUAUUUGGCGCUCGAUUAUUUUUUAGGAGUGUUACCUUUUAUAUAAAUUUUUAGCCAUCUGUCUUUUAAAGUAAGACCAGGCAGAGGUUUUGACUGUUUAAAUAUUUUCCCUUUAUUUAUUUAAAUCACUGUGAUUUUGUAAUUCGCCCACUGUAUUCAUUUUGCAAUUAUCAAAUUUAGUGAAAAAUUAACGUUACUUUCCAGAAAGUAUUGUCGGUUCGACUAUAAAGUUGAACAGCAAGACAGAAAUGUUCGUCUUUCAUUGAUCAUGUUUGUAUAUUUAUGUUGGAUGUGAAGAAACUAAAAAAAAGAAGCUAUUAUUAUGCAAUAUUAUUUGGAUUGAUUUGUACAUGAGUAAAAACAAACAAGAAACAAAAAUGUGUGGCCAUUUUGCACCUACAUGUCGCUGUAUAGUGUAAUUAUUGAGUUGAAUUAUAUUUGUAUAUAUAUUAUAUGAGAAUUUCACUUGCAAGUUUUUUUGUACAGUAAAGCAAAUAAAUAUUUAAUUUUCAAGGA
Patiria miniata (bat star) is the source of this 6102-nucleotide messenger RNA. RefSeq lists its product as uncharacterized. Gene Ontology annotation, biological process: positive regulation of protein tyrosine kinase activity; neuromuscular junction development. Gene Ontology annotation, molecular function: protein kinase binding. The record is from RefSeq and is a predicted model, not a curated record. NCBI's taxonomy places the organism in Eukaryota, Metazoa, Echinodermata, Asteroidea, Valvatida, Asterinidae. The transcript has 8 exons. Bases 228 to 3152 code for a protein of 974 amino acids.